Molecule: messenger RNA, 842 nt
Organism: Durusdinium trenchii
Lineage: Eukaryota; Dinophyceae; Suessiales; Symbiodiniaceae
Source: the annotation of a GenBank genome assembly
CAGCCACUACCUCACUCACAGGGACAGUCUCGACAGGGUACUUCAGGCCAUCGACCUGCUCGGUUGCAGUGGUCCAAUUCUGUUUCCUCAUCGGUUCCACCGGACAGUCAGCGUGCCAGUCCGACACCUCAAACUGUAAAUCUUAAGUUGCACUGCUUUACCAGGGCGCUCCAACACUUGAACACUCAUGUGUCGCAAGAACUCUCAGUGAUUUUGUGGCGCAGUGAGGUGACUCUUUUUGGACUAAACCGUGGUGACAAGGGCUUAAAUCUUCACUGUGGAUGUGAACUCCAAUCAUGAAGGAGAUAUGUGGCCCUCAACACCCCCCAAAAAGAAACUCGGGAGUAGGCUGCUCGACUCUUCACAGGAGCUGAGAGUGGGCUGAUGCCUGGUCCAACGACCACGUCCAAUUCAGUCCUGGCCACUUGGACCUCCAAAGCGUUCUAUAUUCCACUCUCUUGGGUUCAAGAAGCAAGCCACCUUUUUGGCCACCCUUCAAAGAUUCGAUCUUUCAUCCUCCUGACACACACACACACAAGAAUUAAAAAAACAUCAACUUCCCAUGGGAGGUUACAUCUAUUCAGAUCUAUUCAGAGCUUCAGACCGACCUCACCAACCGUCCAGGAGCCACCACUGGAACUCUUCGACGCCCGGCUGUCGUGUCCCAGGUGUUCAAACCUCGGGGCCAACUACGCGGUAUUGCGUGAUGGUUGGGCAUUGCCAAGGGCCGGAGGCAACAUGGGCCACAUGCGCAAAGACACAGGCAAGUGCAUCCUGGCAGAAUGCCCCAAGUGCAGUGAGCGUUGGCAACAGGAUGGAGUGGUUUGAGCCGCAGAAAGGAA